Pterocles gutturalis (yellow-throated sandgrouse) is the source of this 1085-nucleotide messenger RNA. RefSeq names its product caldesmon 1 (gene CALD1). NCBI's taxonomy places the organism in Eukaryota, Metazoa, Chordata, Aves, Pterocliformes, Pteroclidae. The annotation marks the transcript as partial. The record is from RefSeq and is a predicted model, not a curated record. The transcript has 6 exons. Gene Ontology annotation, molecular function: actin binding; myosin binding. Gene Ontology annotation, cellular component: actin cytoskeleton. Gene Ontology annotation, biological process: actin filament bundle assembly; angiogenesis.
AGAGAUCACCUCUAUUUUCUGGAGUCAUCAUUUUGAAUCCAUUAGCACCUGGUUUGUUACUGAAAAGCUCAGAAUAUUUCCUCUGAUUGCCUUCCUAUUUGGAUCUUUCCAGAGCUCUGAACGUUUAAACACCCAUCAUGGAUGACUUUGAACGCCGCAGAGAGCUCAGGAGGCAAAAGCGUGAGGAAAUGCGCCUUGAAGCAGAGAGGCUGUCCUACCAGAGAAAUGAUGACGAUGAUGAAGAAGCUGCCAGAGAACGUCGCCGACGGGCUCGACAGGAGAGGCUGCGGCAAAAGGAAGAAGGUGAUCUAUCAGGAGAAGUAACAGAGAAAUCAGAAGUUAAUGCCCAAAACAGUGUGGCAGAAGAGGAAACCAAGCGUACUACAACCACAGGGGGAACAGAUGAUGAAGCUGCAUUGUUGGAGAGACUGGCAAGACGGGAGGAGAGACGCCAAAAACGUCUACAGGAAGCCCUGGAACGUCAAAAGGAGUUUGACCCCACGAUCACAGAUGGGAGCUUGUCACUGCCCAGUAGGAGAGAAGUAAACAAUGUGGAAGAAAACGAGACCACGGGGAAAGAGGAAAAGGCUGAAACACGCCGAGGACGCUAUGAGAUGGAGGAAACAGAAACAGUUACCAAAUCAUACCAAAGGAACAACUGGAGGCAAGAUGGGGAAGAAGAGGAAAAAAAAGAAGAAAAAGACAAGGAGGAGGUACAUGAGGAAAAACCAAAGGAGGUCCCUGUAGAGGAAAAUCAGGUAAAAGAUGAAAAGGAUAAAGGAAAAGCACCCAAAGAGGAAAUGAAAAGUAUCUGGGAUCGUAAGAAGGGAUUUCCUGAACAAAAGGCACAGAACGGAGAACGUGAACUCACUGCACCAAAACUUAAAUCUACUGAGAAUGCUUUUGGCCGCUCCAAUUUGAAAGGGACUGGGACUGAGGACUUUGAGAAGCUGAAAGAGAAGCAGCAGGAGGCGGCAGCAGAGCUGGACGAACUGAAGAAAAAGCGGGAGGAGCGCCGCAAAAUCCUGGAGGAAGAGGAGCAGAAGAAGAAGCAAGAGGAGGCUGACAGAAAAGCCAGAGAGGAG